AUGUCACAACUUUUUAUUAACUUUUUAUUACCUCAUUUCGGUACCAAUAAUCGUUACAUAUGGGAAUUCAAUUUCUGUGACUUUGAUGUUGAACGUGAUCUUCACAAUUCAAAUUCUAUUAAUCUGUUGCGCCGUCAAGGGAUUGAUUUUGAACGUAAUGUUUUUCACGGCGUCAAUUCAUUCUAUUUUGGUGAAAUGUUGUUGAGGUCGGGAUUACUGUUCAAUGAAUCGGUUGUUUGGGUGACAUUCCAUAGUUGUUACGAUUUCGGGUAUUUGGUGAAGAUUUUGACUCGACGUAAUUUACCCCACAGAUUGGAGGAUUUUUUGAAUGUUUUAAAGUUUUAUUUUGGAAACAAAAUUUAUGAUAUCAAGCAUAUGAUACGGUAUUGCAAUGGAUUGUACGGUGGACUCGAGCAAGUAGCAAGUACUCUAAAGCUAAGCCGGGCUAUUGGAAAGUGUCAUCAAGCUGGAUCAGAUAGUUUGUUGACUAGACAAACAUUUCAAAGGAUGGUACAACUUUAUUUCCCUACCAUGAAUGAAAUCAAAAAGCAUGCGGGCAUUCUGUUUGGAUUAGAAAUUUCAGUUUAG
Molecule: messenger RNA, 588 nt
Organism: Cicer arietinum (chickpea)
Lineage: Eukaryota; Viridiplantae; Streptophyta; Magnoliopsida; Fabales; Fabaceae
Product: probable CCR4-associated factor 1 homolog 11
Cellular component (GO): CCR4-NOT complex
Molecular function (GO): nucleic acid binding; poly(A)-specific ribonuclease activity
Source: RefSeq, a predicted model, not a curated record